AUGUUUGACAGUUCACAGUACCCCUAUAACUGCUUCAAUGACGACGCAGACGACUACCCUGCCGGCAGCUCGGACGAGGAAAAGCGACUCACAAGGCCGGCGUACAGCUACAUCGCGCUCAUCGCCAUGGCCAUCCAGCAGAGCCCCGCGGGCCGCGUGACCCUGUCCGGCAUCUACGACUUCAUCAUGCGCAAGUUCCCCUACUACCGCUCCAACCAGCGCGCCUGGCAGAACUCCAUCCGCCACAACCUGUCGCUCAACAGCUGCUUCGUCAAGGUGCCACGGACCGAGGGCCACGACAAGGGCAAAGGCAACUACUGGACGUUCGCGGGCGGCUGCGAGUCCCUCCUGGACCUUUUUGAGAACGGCAACUUCCGUCGGCGACGCAGGCGACGCGGCCCCAAGCGCGAGGGGCCCCCGGGGAACCCUGAGCCAGCAGUGCGUGGGUCUCCGGGCCCUGACAGCGCUCCAGGCCCAGAUCGAGAGGCCCGGGCCAGCCCUGCCGCACACAGAGACAUCAAAUUCAGUAUUGACUAUAUCCUGUCUUCCCCGGACCCCUUCCCGGCUCUCAGGUCGCCCUGUCACUCGCAGGAAGCCAGGUAUCCAGCGCUAGAGCCCCAGCAAAUGAGCUUCCACUUUUGGGCAGCAUGAGGUGCCCCAUUGG
Molecule: messenger RNA, 664 nt
Organism: Psammomys obesus (fat sand rat)
Lineage: Eukaryota; Metazoa; Chordata; Mammalia; Rodentia; Muridae
Gene: Foxl3
Product: forkhead box L3
Exons: 3
Coding region: 1-651 (216 amino acids)
Biological process (GO): cell differentiation; anatomical structure morphogenesis; regulation of transcription by RNA polymerase II
Molecular function (GO): RNA polymerase II cis-regulatory region sequence-specific DNA binding; DNA-binding transcription factor activity, RNA polymerase II-specific
Source: RefSeq, a predicted model, not a curated record